AUGGAUCUGGAUAAACCAUCUGUCUGGGACUCAUUAAAACAGCGGACCAGGCCAUUGCUAAUCAAUUUGAGCAAGAAGAAGGUAAAGAAGAACGCAAACAAGCCCUUAGACUUAAGGGCAAGCCACCAUUUGGACCGCAGGCUCAGUCUCUCUGUUCCUGACCUCCUAGAGGCUGAGGACUUGGUUCCAGAGGGUCGACCCUACUCAGGUCCCCAGUCGUCCUACACCUCGGUUCCCAGCAGCCUGUCCACUGCAGGGAUCAUUCCCAAAAGUAGUAGCAGCUCUUUGAAACAGUCUGAAGAAGAACUGGACUGGAGCCAGGAAGAAGCAAGCCAUCUCCAUGCAGUGGAAACAGACUCAGAGGAGGUUUACUCCUCUCCUGCUGAGGACCAUCGGGCCUCCAGCCAGGGCAUCUUUGAGUUCCAGAAACCUCCUCUUAGAGUGGAUGCACAAGAAGAGCCUGAGAAGUUACAUGGCAAUGGUGAUCUGAAUGCGUCUUUGACAUCUCAACAUUUUGAUGAACAAUCUACUCUCGAGGAGGCUGGCGAUGGCCUCAGUAACCUCCCCAGCCCUUUUGCAUACCUCCUCACCAUACACCUGAAGGAAGGACGCAACCUGGUUGUACGAGAUCGAUGUGGCACAAGUGAUCCAUAUGUGAAAUUUAAGCUGAAUGGGAAGACGCUGUACAAAAGCAAGGUCAUAUAUAAGAACUUAAACCCAAUUUGGGAUGAGAUAGUUGUGUUGCCAAUACAAAGCCUUGAUCAAAAGCUGCGGGUGAAGGUGUAUGAUCGAGAUUUAACCACAUCUGAUUUCAUGGGUUCUGCAUUUAUCAUUCUCAGUGAUCUUGAACUUAACAGAACAACUGAGCAUAUUUUAAAAUUGGAAGAUCCAAACAGUUUAGAAGAUGACAUGGGAGUGAUUGUGUUGAAUUUGAACCUAGUAGUAAAACAGGGUGAUUUCAAGAGACACCGAUGGUCAAAUCGGAAGCGCCUGAGUGCCAGCAAGUCCUCUUUGAUACGCAGUCUGCGGCUCUCAGAGUCCUUGAGAAAGAACCAACUCUGGAAUGGAAUUAUAAGUAUAACUUUGUUGGAAGGGAAGAACGUCUCAGGAGGAAACAUGACCGAAAUGUUUGUCCAGUUAAAACUGGGAGAUCAGAGGUAUAAAAGCAAGACACUGUGUAAGAGUGCAAAUCCGCAGUGGCAGGAACAGUUUGACUUUCACUACUUCUCUGACAGGAUGGGCAUUUUGGACAUUGAAGUGUGGGGAAGAGACAGCAAAAAGCACGAAGAGCGACUGGGCACGUGUAAAGUGGAUAUCGCAGCACUCCCGCUGAAGCAAGCCAACUGCUUGGAGCUGCCGCUGGAGAGCUGCCUGGGGGCUCUCCUUAUGUUGAUCACACUUACACCCUGUGCGGGAGUUUCCAUCUCAGAUCUGUGUGUCUGCCCCUUUGAGGACCCCAGCGAAAGAAAGCAGAUUUCCCAACGAUAUUCCUUACAGAACUCUCUGAAAGAUAUAAAGGAUGUUGGCAUUUUACAAGUGAAGGUUUUGAAGGCAGUAGAUCUCCUAGCUGCAGAUUUCUCAGGGAAGAGUGAUCCUUUUUGCUUGUUGGAGGUAGGCAAUGACCGGCUUCAGACACAUACCAUUUACAAAAACCUCAACCCGGAGUGGAACAAAGUAUUUACAUUUCCCAUUAAAGACAUCCAUGAUGUUUUGGAAGUGACAGUGUUUGAUGAAGAUGGAGAUAAACCCCCUGAUUUUCUUGGAAAAGUUGCCAUUCCCUUGCUGUCUAUUAAAGACGGGCAACCAAAUUGUUAUGUACUGAAGAAUAAAGACUUAGAACAAGCUUUUAAAGGAGUUAUUUACUUAGAGAUGGACCUCAUAUAUAAUCCGGUCAAGGCAAGUAUUAGGACCUUUACUCCCAGAGAAAAGCGCUUUGUUGAAGAUAGCCGGAAGCUGUCCAAAAAGAUCUUAUCAAGAGAUGUGGACCGUGUGAAAAGACUCACUAUGGCAGUAUGGAAUACAAUUCAGUUCCUUAAGAGCUGCUUCCAGUGGGAGUCCACGUUAAGAAGUACCAUAGCAUUUGUGGUAUUUUUGGUCACAGUCUGGAAUUUUGAACUGUACAUGAUCCCCCUGGCAUUAUUGUUGCUCUUUGUCUACAAUUUCAUCAGACCCAUGAAAGGCAAAAUGAGCAGCAUGCACGACAGCCAGGAGAGCACGGACGUGGAGGAGGAGGAAGAGGAGGAAGAGAGGGAAUCUGAGAGAAAGGGGUUAAUUGAGAGAAUCUACAUGGUACAAGAUAUCGUUUCCACUGUUCAAAACAUCUUGGAGGAAAUAGCUUCUUUUGGAGAAAGAAUUAAAAACACGUUUAACUGGACGGUCCCGUUCCUUUCAUUCCUGGCCUGUUUGAUUCUGGCCGUAGCCACCAUCACUUUGUACUUCAUUCCACUGCGCUACAUCAUUUUAAUCUGGGGCAUAAAUAAAUUUACCAAGAAGCUCCGAAAUCCCUUUGCCAUCGACAAUAAUGAGCUACUAGACUUCCUCUCCAGGGUUCCUUCCGACGUUCAAAAGGUGCAGUAUGCGGAAUUGAAACUCUGUGGUAGUGGCAGCCCCCUUCGGAAGAAGCGCAGCGCUCUAUAA
Messenger RNA from Urocitellus parryii (Arctic ground squirrel), 2637 nucleotides. RefSeq names its product multiple C2 and transmembrane domain containing 2 (gene Mctp2). NCBI's taxonomy places the organism in Eukaryota, Metazoa, Chordata, Mammalia, Rodentia, Sciuridae. Gene Ontology annotation, biological process: regulation of neurotransmitter secretion. Gene Ontology annotation, molecular function: calcium ion binding. The record is from RefSeq and is a predicted model, not a curated record. Gene Ontology annotation, cellular component: synaptic vesicle membrane.